Molecule: messenger RNA, 1709 nt
Organism: Nematostella vectensis (starlet sea anemone)
Lineage: Eukaryota; Metazoa; Cnidaria; Anthozoa; Actiniaria; Edwardsiidae
Product: fibroblast growth factor 1
Exons: 3
Coding region: 285-773 (162 amino acids)
Biological process (GO): animal organ morphogenesis; fibroblast growth factor receptor signaling pathway; positive regulation of cell population proliferation
Cellular component (GO): cytoplasm
Molecular function (GO): growth factor activity; fibroblast growth factor receptor binding
Source: RefSeq, a predicted model, not a curated record
UUGCCAAUCGCCAUGUGCUAUUCGCACUGAAAAUAGGUGUAUUUAUAUUCUAUUUGCAUUCACAGGCCUCGCUACUUCAGAUAAUUGUAUUCUGCGCAACUUUAGUCAUCAUUGACGGUUCCUCGUUAGCGUCUCGAGGCGCGACACUCAGCCAAGAGAAGCACAGCCAAGAUAAACACAAAAAAGAUUCCAGGGCACCGUUAACGACGGAGUUGAUCCCCGAAUGGCUAUCGGUCUCUCGUCGAAACCGCCGAUAUGUUUCCGGCAGCCGACUGCGCACGAAUAUGAUCACGAAGAAUUAUACGAACUGCAUAGUGGUGCGACUCCAAUCGAAGAGUUACGUACCGUAUGUGACGUAUAUUGGCGUCAAUGACACGAAGGUGGUAGGGAUACACGAUCAUGAACGAGGGUCACUCAAUUACACUUUACUAGAACUUCAGACCUUCAACUCGGACGUUCGCAGGAUUAGAGGAUAUCACAGUGGUCGCUAUGUGGCAGUCGACGUUAAAGGCGACAUCGUAACAGAGACAACACCUACAACUGGAUCAUUCUGGAUCGAGCGCAUGGAAAAGAACGGGUGGCAUACAUUUCGCUCUUUCAAAAUGGUGGAGAUGGAGAGAAAAAAACCGCAGACGCCAAACACUCGGGAGGUGUGGUACCUCGCAGUCAAGCGCAACAAGAAUAUGAAGAAACCGAAGGAAGCUGAACCCGGAAUGAAAUCAUCGCAGUUUUUAUAUUACACAAUCCAAGGAUAUGAUUGUAAGCCUCAAUAGAAAUUACAGAGUCUAGGGAUCAGUGAGUUAUCAAGUAGGAGCUCAAAGUACAGAGUGAGGCACGGUAGAGUACGCCGUAACGUUUCGUUUCGUUUCGUUUCGUCUCGUAGCUCGUACAGAAAGGAGGUCUAGUAGAUUAAGUAGCAGUCAAGGAGUACCAGAUGGGACUUUUGUUAAUGAAGUUCGAUGAAAAGUGCAAACUCCCAGCGAAACAAAAUGAGUCUUUCAUUUACUUUCAUACUGGCCGCGUCACGGCCAGUAUGAAAGUCACUCGGUCACUCGGAAAUUAAAACUAUGUACUUACUCUCCUGACUAUGUUUUUAAUAAUUUAUUCUGCUAUUUCUCAAAGAAAGCUUCGAAUAUAAAGUAGACGGCGCUUGAAAACUGACUGUAGUACUAUCAAAAUCAAAGAGGACCAAAAUUCAGAGUUAUUCUAAAGUGAGCAAAUUAAAGACGGAAAUCUGGUUCUAUUAGUGAUGCUGUCUGGAUUUUGCGUGACGUAGCAAGCAUAAAGCCAAGUAAUUGAAAAUAUGAUAAAAUAGUAGUUAGCAUUUUUCUGCUAACAAAGAACGCUCUGUUCUGACUUGGAGAUAAACAUACAGAGACCUGGUUUAAUAAAAGUGGUAACAAAUUUUAAGGAUUUUUGUAAGAACAUUAAAAAAACGAUGACGAGAGACACAAUACUGUGGCUUGAAAAGCAAACAAUAAAAAAAAAAUUCAUGGUAAAUAAAAAUAAAAAUAAUUAAAUUAUUUACAAACCCUCAACUUAAGUUAAGAUGGGAGAUGAUUAUAAUUAAAGCCGCGUAACAAGGAAAUAACGUACCCUUUGUACAGAGGAAGUAGUAUUUUACAAUAAAAUGCUUAUUUAUUAUAAGGGAAAUGUUUGUAAUUCAAUAUUCUUUUAAUAUUAAAAUUUUUAUUAUAUUUUGCAAACAA